CCUCAUCACCCACCUCACCACCACCAUGUUCACCCCCCUCCCCUCCCACCGCACCGGCCUCUCCAGCACCCAGAUCGCCACCCUCCUCACCUUUCGCGCCGCCCUCCCCCCCCUCAUCUCCAUCGCCCACCUCCGCGCCCUCGCGCCCUCCCCCACCUCCCUCGACCGCGAACUCUCCUGCCUCCUCCACAGCGGCACCUUACGGAAAAUCGAGAUCCCCGGCCGCGGCGCGGGCGCGCGCUCGGUCGGACAUGGCGUUGUGCUGGAGGCGCGGUGGGUGGAUGUGGUGAGGGAGUAUCCUGGGCUGGAGGACGAAUUGAAGGAGAAGUAUAUCGCGCUGAUGCAGGCGCAUCCGGGGGAGGUGCGGGUGGAUGUGCGGCGGGCGGGGUUGGGGAGGGAGGAAGUGGGGCGGUUGGUGGAGGCGGGGUUUUUGACGCGGGUGAAUAGCGCGGGGCCGUCGCGGGCGGGGAGUUUUUUGCGCUUGGGGUUACCGGCGGGGAGGGGCGGGAAGGCGCCGAUUGCGUCGGGAGGCCCGGUGGGGGCGGGGGAGGGGUAUAGCCCCGCGGGGAGCAGCGGCGCAGGCGGACGGGAGGCGGCGGCGGAAGUGUAUGCAUUCUCGCUGCCGAAUACGGGGGCGUAUUUGAAGUUCGUGCAGGGGGCGCGGGAGGCGUUGGUGGGGUUGUUGGGGAAGGGGGGGGCGCAGGUGCGGGAGGCGCCGAUGGAGUUGCUAAGGGAGCGGUGGGAUGGCGGGGUGGCGAAGGAGGGGGACGGGCCGGCGGAGAGGCGGCGGGAGCGGGGGGAGGAUAUGGGGCCGAUGGUGGGGAGGACGAGGAAGUGGAGGGUGUGGUAUGGGUUGGAGUUUGAGUGGGUGUUGGGAGAGGUGUUUGGGGCGGGGUUGGUGGAGUGUUUUGAGACAGGGAGUGUUGGGGUGGGGGUUCGGGUGAGGUGA
Messenger RNA from Eremomyces bilateralis CBS 781.70, 949 nucleotides. RefSeq lists its product as uncharacterized. The record is from RefSeq and is a predicted model, not a curated record. Gene Ontology annotation, biological process: protein phosphorylation; positive regulation of Ras protein signal transduction. The transcript has a single exon. Gene Ontology annotation, molecular function: protein serine/threonine kinase activity. NCBI's taxonomy places the organism in Eukaryota, Fungi, Ascomycota, Dothideomycetes, Eremomycetales, Eremomycetaceae. The coding region runs from base 26 to 949 and encodes 307 amino acids.